This is a messenger RNA of Striga asiatica, 2190 nucleotides long. The record is from the annotation of a GenBank genome assembly. NCBI's taxonomy places the organism in Eukaryota, Viridiplantae, Streptophyta, Magnoliopsida, Lamiales, Orobanchaceae.
CUUGGAGUUACUAUGAAACGUCGUCGCUUCAUUCUCCUUGUACUUCUCACUCUCUUACUCAACCAUCUCAAGUCUCAACUAUGGUAAAAGCCGCGAAAAUAUCAAAUACGACGACGUUUUCUGCCUACUCUCCGCUCUCGAGUUGAAACCCGUCGCAAGUGCUUACUGCGAAAUCUGAUACGCUAAACUCCGGCAAUGUCAUCUCCGCCGUCUCCGCCGCUCGGGGCUGCUCCGCCUCAAACUUCGCCACCGUCUCCUCCUCUGGGGGCUGCUGCUCCGAUCCCGGCAUCGCCGGCGCCGCCGCUCGGCCCACCGUCUCCCGUUGUUCUGCUGUUCCCGCCGCCUACUCUCCAGGACGGCACUCCGCCGGCGGCGGCCGGCGGGUCUUUCCCGAGGUCAGGCAACAACAGGACAUUGUUGGCGCUGGGAGUGGGGAUAGGUAUUGGCGGGGCUAUUGUGCUGGUUUGCGUGGGCAUUUUCGUCAUUUUGUACAGGAGGAAGAGGAAGCGUCUUGAAAAGGACGAACUUGCUUAUGCUCCUCGCCAAUCGCGGGGUCCUAAAGACGACCCAGAACAGCCUAAACCACCACCAUCAAGUUGUGAUCUCAUUGGACUGGCAAAGCCUACUACUAAUUCCCACCCUAAAACUGGAGUACCUUGCACAAAAACUACCUUCACAUACGAAGAACUCGCACUUGCAACCGACAAUUUCUCAGGCAUCAACCUGCUAGGUCAAGGUGGGUUUGGAUAUGUUCAUAAGGGAGUUCUUUCUGAUGGAAAAGUGGUCGCGAUUAAGCAAUUGAAGGUUGGGAGUGGUCAAGGAGAACGUGAGUUUCAGGCAGAGGUCGAGACCAUAAGUCGUGUUAAUCAUAAGCAUUUAGUGUCACUGGUUGGGCACUGCAUUUCAGGGACUCAAAGAUUAUUGGUAUAUGAAUAUGUUUCGAAUCGAACCUUGGAAUUUCAUUUACAUGGGAAGGGAAGGCCUUCUGUAAACUGGGCCACUAGGAUGAAAAUUGCCAUGGGCUCUGCAAAAGGAUUAGCAUAUUUGCACGAAGACUGUCAGCCUAAGAUAAUACAUCGUGAUAUCAAGUCUGCUAACAUUCUUCUUGAUGAUAAUUUUGAGGCAAAGGUUGCUGAUUUUGGGCUUGCAAGGCUCUAUUCAGAGACGGAUACUCAUGUAUCAACUCGGGUAAUGGGAACUUUUGGUUAUUUAGCUCCGGAAUAUGCUCUUACUGGAAAGCUGACUGAUAAGUCAGAUGUCUUCUCAUUUGGAGUUGUACUGUUGGAGUUAAUCACUGGACGCCGGCCGAUUGAUAAAUCACAAAACUACCUUGAUGAUAACAUCAUUGAUUGGGCAAGGCCUUUGCUUACGCAGGCUUUGGAAAAUAACAACUUCGAUGGUGUGGCUGAUCCAAAGUUGCAGAAGGAUUAUAACUCCAUUGAGAUGGCUCGGAUGGUUGCUUGUGCUUCUGUCUGUGUGCGCCAUUUGGCUCGACGUAGGCCACGAAUGAGUCAGAUAAUCCGUGCUCUAGAAGGAAGUUUAGCUUUGGAAGAACUAAAAGAGGGUUCUCAUCCUGGAGACAGUGGAACAUACGAUUCGUACGGAAGCUCGGAUUACGAUGCCUCUUACGACACCAUGCAUUACAAAGAGGAUUUGCUGAAAUUUAGAAAGAUGGCCUUUGAAAGCCUCGAGAACAACACAAGUGAGUAUAGUGUCCCCACUAGCGAUUUUGGCCGCCAGCCAUCUGGCUCGAGUAGCGAGGGUUUCGAGAAUCUUAAAAUGGAGUUGCCGGAAGAAUCACGACCGCCGCUAGAGGAAAUCGAGCCGCCGCCGCUCGAGGACGCCGGCCUCGAGGACUGCGCGCUGCCGCCGGAGUCCAUCAUGGAGGCGUUCCUGAUAGCCGCGUCCGCCGCCGGAUCGGUCGUCCCCUCAUCCGACGAGGACGAGCCCGGGGACCUCGACGGCGGAGAUCGGCGGGAGGAUCUAUCCGAAGACGUCCCCGCAGGGAAAGAAGAAGGCGCCGCCGCCGAGGAUGGCGACGAGCUGGUGGAGGUAUUUGCAGAGAAGGCGUCGGUUAGCGGCGGCGGCUGCUAUUUGGGAGGCGAAUCGGGUGCGACGGUGGGACCCGGCUCGCUGGCGGUUGGCGGGUUGCAGGGGCUGGAGGGUAUUUCUGUGAAAGAACAAGUUUAG